UAUUCACCCAGGGGCCCCACAACUUCUAGCUACGCCCCUGUAAUUGCUGAAGUUUUAAAUAGGACAGAGGGACUUUAUUUCAUUUGUUUUUCAAAUUGUACCAGCCCCUGACCCACCGGCAGGCCACGCACUUGUCCCUUCAGACAGAGGAUCGAGUAGAUGGAUGGAUGACCCCCUCCCUCGCAGCCCCAGCUGUCGGCUCCCCUCCCCGACUUCCCCACCCUGCCGGUGCCAUGGCGUCCAGCGAGGAGGACGGCACGGUUGAGGAGAAGGAAAACAACAACAAGAAGCGGACGAAAAGCGCCGUCGCCACCGCAUGGCUCACCUUCUACAACAUCGCCAUGACCGCCGGGUGGCUGGUUCUGGCCAUUGCAAUGAUGCGCUUCUACAUCCAGAGAGGCACACACAAGGGUCUGUACAGAAGUAUAGCGAGGACACUCAAGUUCUUCCAGACCUUUGCAUUAGUUGAGGUGGGACACUGUGCCAUCGGAAUCGUGAGGACUUCUGUGAUUGUAACCGGGGUUCAAGUGUGUUCACGGAUUUUCAUGGUUUGGUUCAUCACCAACAGCAUCAGACAGAUCCAGAAUGAAGAAAGCGUAAUCCUAUUCCUGGUUGUGUGGACGGUGACGGAGAUCACCAGAUAUUCCUACUACACAUUCAACCUGCUCCACCACCUGCCGUACUUCAUCAAAUGGGCCAGAUACAACCUCUUCAUCGUCCUGUACCCGCUGGGAGUCGUCGGAGAACUGUUCACCAUUUACGCUGCUCUGCCGUUCGUACGCAGAUCUGGGAUGUACUCCAUGAGGCUUCCCAACAAGUAUAAUGUGUCGUUUGACUACUACUACUGCCUCAUCAUCGUCAUGCUGUCCUACAUCCCAUUGUUUCCUCAGCUCUUCUUCCACAUGCUGCGGCAGAGGAGAAGGAUGCUUCACGGGGAGGUCAUUGUGGAGAAGGACGACUAG
This is a messenger RNA of Paralichthys olivaceus (Japanese flounder), 962 nucleotides long. RefSeq names its product 3-hydroxyacyl-CoA dehydratase 1 (gene hacd1). The record is from RefSeq and is a predicted model, not a curated record. Gene Ontology annotation, biological process: sphingolipid biosynthetic process; fatty acid elongation; very long-chain fatty acid biosynthetic process. Gene Ontology annotation, molecular function: 3-hydroxyacyl-CoA dehydratase activity. Lineage: Eukaryota; Metazoa; Chordata; Actinopteri; Pleuronectiformes; Paralichthyidae. Gene Ontology annotation, cellular component: endoplasmic reticulum membrane.